AGGCGCCGGUGGCUCAGGGGAUACAGCCCGUUUGAGGUCUCAGGGAGAAUCGCCCUCGGUUGCUAUUCUGCGCGUUUCUCUCCAACGACUUUGUCCACUUUUCACCACUUUGCUUCGUCGCUAUGAGUUGCCUGGAUGUGAUGUACCACCAAACUUAUGGAGCGCACUACCUCCCCGCAGCUGCGUACAAGGCGACUUACUAUAACCACCACCACCAUCAGCAGCAACAACAACAGAGGAAGCUGAGUGUUUACAGUAAGAUGCAGGAGUGUAUGGAGCAGCAAGGAGAAGCAGGAGGAAUGCAGUCCAGGGACCACAAUCUCCAGCAUGGUCCGGGACACAGAUCAGCAUCCAAUUCAGAGCUGAAGGACGGUUCUCAACCUGCAGAAGCAGAGUACUUGAGCUCUCGGUGCAUUUUGUUCACGUACUUCCAAGGCAACAUUGGUGACGUGAUAGAUGAGCAUUUCUCCCGAGCUCUCAGUCAGUCCAGUGCCUUCAACAGCGAGACCAAGCCGAUCAGAGUGAGCCAGCAGUCUGCGUCAGCCUCUGCUGGUUCAUGGAAAGAUGGCAGUUCCCUCUCUCAGGGCCAGAGCGGUUCAGCUUGGAACAGCACAACCUAUCCACCACAAACCAGUGCUUGUCACCCUUCCGUCUCGCUCUCAGUCCACCCAGACUUUUCCCCCAGCCCAGUUUCCUUCAGUCACCCAGAUGGAGCUCUGUGGGCUGGCCACGUGCUUUCCCAGGCCAGCCUCCCACCUCCGGGUAACCUGCCAGAGAGCUGGACCUACAGCCUGAACACUCAGAGCACAAGUGGCUACCCCAAUGUCCACGAGGUUUACCAUCCUCACACCCAUGCCCAUAUCCACUCCCGGCACCACCACCCAAUGCUCCAUACAUACACAGCCCACAGCCCAGCAAUGGAUCCAAGGUUAAGUCCCUUGCUGCUACCUGGUGUAAGGACACAGAACCAGCCAGGUGCCAAUCCAGGGACAUCUCCACACCACGAGGGAGUGAAAACAGAGAUGGAUCUCAGGAGCAACAGUCCUUCAUCGGCGAGGUCUUUGACCUGGACCCCCUCUCCCAUACAUGGAUCUCUGGAGGCAUAUGACUCAGCUCUUGAUCAGACCAAAGCAAAGACAUCAGCAUGGUUCUAACUGAUGUUUGGAAAAAUGAAGACAAUGGAGAUGAAUCAGUUCACACCAAAAAGGAUCUAUUAUGUGGCUUUAUGGGCUGCAAUACCAGCACUGUAUUGUAUAUGUAGAUAUAGAAUGCUAACUGUAGCUUAGACUAUGAGUCCUGCACUGUCCACACAACUGACUGUGGAGAUGAACUCAGGCUUUGGACGUAACUGACAGUGUUCUAAUGCCUUGGCAGCAGGUCAAGGCUUUUGAAUGAAAAAUAAAUAAAUAAAAAAAUCAUAUUAUAGCUUUAAGGAUGGAGGUCGUCUUCUCUGUCAGCACAAAAACCUUCUUGAUGCGAUGUGAGACCAAGUGGCUCUGUUACAAGAGCUUCAUUUUGAUCCACGUUAUGUUUUGUAAAUGUCUGUUGAUGACUGUAAAACUUUUUUUUAUUAUUAUUAUUGUUAUUUCUGUGUACAAUUUUGCCGUGCUUAGUUGUUGUUUGCUGGAUGACUUAAUGCUUAUUUGUUGCCUGAAAGCUACUUUUGCUAUUUUGCUUCUGGCCCAAUGUGUAAUGUAAAUAUUGACUGUGUAUGAAAUAAAGUUGUUAAACUAA
Molecule: messenger RNA, 1734 nt
Organism: Solea senegalensis (Senegalese sole)
Lineage: Eukaryota; Metazoa; Chordata; Actinopteri; Pleuronectiformes; Soleidae
Gene: vgll3
Product: vestigial-like family member 3
Exons: 4
Coding region: 123-1154 (343 amino acids)
Biological process (GO): regulation of transcription by RNA polymerase II
Cellular component (GO): nucleus
Source: RefSeq, a predicted model, not a curated record